UUGGAAGUAUCCGAUUAGUUUAAUGGUGGUAGAGCUCAUAGCGUUCGCUCGACUGUUCCUUGUGUAGCACCCGGCCAGCUGUGGCCCUUGGUAUGUUGCACUAUGCACAAAGCGCUGUAUUGACUUGGCUCUCAUCUUCUGUUGCGAUGGUGAUGACGGCGAGGAGACGAUGGAUAUGAUCAUCAGCAUCAGUCGUUGCAAGCGAGUGAUGAAGUUGCGAAUGAAUAUGUCUUGGGUAACCAAAAGGCUGAGCUCCGGAUGCUGCUACGCUGGAAGGAGUAUGAAGGACGACGACGAGAGCGCCAGGACGUGGAAGAUUUUUAGCUUGAAGGAGCUGCAAUUCGCCACGAACAACUUCAGCUAUGAGAAUAAGCUCGGCGAGGGGGGCUUUGGGAGCGUCUUCUACGGCCAGCUUGGCGACAAAUCUGAGAUCGCCGUCAAGAGGCUCAAAGUGAUGAACACCACCAACGAGAUGUCAUUCGCAGUGGAAGUUGAGACGUUGGGACGGCUGCAUCACAAAAACCUGCUAAAGCUGCGUGGCUACUGCGCUGAGGGCGAGGAGAGAUUGAUCGUCUACGACUAUAUGCCAAACCUGAGCCUUCUGUCGCACCUCCACGGUCACUUCUCGUCGGACAAGCUCCUCGACUGGAGGAAGCGAGUGGAAAUCGCCAUCGGUUCUGCAGAAGGAUUAGCGUACUUGCAUCACACUGCCAAUCCACAUAUCAUACACCGAGAUGUGAAAGCCAGCAACAUACUCAUCGACUCGAACUUCCAAGCUCAGGUUGCCGACUUCGGCUUCGCCAAGUUCAUCCCUGACGGCGUCACUCAUCUCACCACCCGCGUCAAAGGCACGCUGGGAUAUCUAGCACCUGAGUACGCAAUGUGGGGGAAAGUCUCGGAGAGCUGCGACGUCUACAGCUUUGGAAUCCUGCUGCUGGAGCUGGUGACGGGUAGAAAGCCGAUCGAGAAGAUUGGUCCCGGCAAGAAGCGGAGCAUCAUCCAGUGGGCCGCACCGCUGGUGAUGGAGCGAAGAUUCGACGAGCUCGCGGAUCCCAAGCUGGAGGGGAAGUAUGACGGAGAAGAGCUGACGAGGAUGAUCCAGGUUGCCGCCUUGUGCGCACAGAACUUGCCAGAGCACCGGCCAACGAUGCAUGAGGUGGUAGCAAUGCUUAAGUCGAGGUCGAUUCCGGAAGAAGGAACCAUCGAAGGCGAUCUCCGGAAGCUGAGAAUGGAGGAGAACGAGAACAAGCAGCAGCUGGUCAAGGAAGUCGAGUCUGAUUCCGAAGAAAAAGGUCCUCGUAGGCGAAGGAAGUAAGCCGGAACGUCAUUGGUCGCUAGUGGU
Messenger RNA from Selaginella moellendorffii, 1342 nucleotides. Its product is annotated as PTI1-like tyrosine-protein kinase At3g15890. The transcript is spliced from 4 exons. Bases 170 to 1315 code for a protein of 381 amino acids. Gene Ontology annotation, biological process: protein phosphorylation. NCBI's taxonomy places the organism in Eukaryota, Viridiplantae, Streptophyta, Lycopodiopsida, Selaginellales, Selaginellaceae. Gene Ontology annotation, molecular function: protein kinase activity; ATP binding. The record is from RefSeq and is a predicted model, not a curated record.